Messenger RNA from Colletotrichum orchidophilum, 1242 nucleotides. RefSeq lists its product as uncharacterized. NCBI's taxonomy places the organism in Eukaryota, Fungi, Ascomycota, Sordariomycetes, Glomerellales, Glomerellaceae. The coding region runs from base 1 to 1242 and encodes 413 amino acids. The record is from RefSeq and is a predicted model, not a curated record. Gene Ontology annotation, molecular function: protein binding. The transcript has 2 exons.
AUGAAGUACUUGUUUCUAUUGUGCACAGGCAUAACCGAAGUUUUUGGUCAUGCCAGAGUUGGCGAAGGUGGCGAUGCGCUGUGCGUCUUCCCCCGGCCUCUUGCACACCCUUCAAUCUGCAGCAUCAAGGAUGUUGUAGAUCCGCUCACCACCAUUCGGGACUGGAUGCAGUCCAACUCCUCGGCAAUAUCAGCACGUCCUCUCUGGACGGGUGUCUCUCGAUGCUUCAGAGGUCAGGUUGAUUCGCCCGAAUUCUGCAUUUACGUCAAGGCAGACUACGGAGGCAAAGGCAUCGCUAUCAUCACCGAGGCCGAGGGUGCCAAUCAUGUUGCCAAGAGCACGGGCUUUACUGAACCAAGCUCUCUACUCGGUGCUAAUCAGGUGCUGUCAAAAGUCAAGGUUGCCACUAUCCCGGGCAAAGAGUACGGUCUGGUAGCUACCGAACGAAUUGCCCAGGGUGAAGUGAUUCUGAAAGAGACAGCCAGUCUGCUGGUUGAUUACACAGCACUCGAUUGGAUGCCCCGGAAGCAGCUAGAGAUCAUGCGAGCUCAUGCUGUCAACCUGUUGAAUACACGUCAUCGGAGUCAGAUCAUGAACUUGUCCACCCACGGAUAUCAUGGGGAUGAAGUAUCCACGGUCAGCGCAAUCGCCAAAAACAACAUGUUUUCUAUCAGCACGAACAGCACUUCUCGCCUGAAUCACGAUUGCCGUCCCAACCUCGACUACUGGUUUGAUCCUCGGACACUAACACAACGUACAACCGCGCUCCGGGACAUCAUCCCCGGCGAGGAGCUCACCAUCAGUUAUGUUGAGCCUUUGCAACAUCGGCACGACCGACAGAAUCGUCUGUACUCCAACUGGGGCUUCAAUUGCAGCUGCCACUUCUGUACGCAGUCUCAUCUCAUGACGGAAGCCUCGGACAAGAGAAUCACACAAGCUCAUUCUCUCCUUGAAGAGUUGAAAGACUACUCGGCCGAGUCACAUGCCACGCCACAAAUGGCUGAGCUUCUGAUAUCGCUGUAUGAUCAAGAGCAUAACUGGAGUUUCCUUAGCGAGGCGUAUAUGCUCGCUGCGAUUGAGUAUAAUGGGGUCGGGGAGCCGUGGCUUGCAACAAAGUAUGCUAGACUGGCGAUCGAUGCUGGGCUUCUCUCUCUGUGGGAAGACCAUAGACACGUUAAAGACAUGGAAGACCUCGCAGGGGAUCCAUGGUCACAUUGGAGUUGGAUGAUGAGAAAGCACUAA